Molecule: messenger RNA, 2481 nt
Organism: Momordica charantia (bitter melon)
Lineage: Eukaryota; Viridiplantae; Streptophyta; Magnoliopsida; Cucurbitales; Cucurbitaceae
Product: coiled-coil domain-containing protein SCD2
Biological process (GO): cytokinesis by cell plate formation
Source: RefSeq, a predicted model, not a curated record
UCACAAUCCAUCGUUUCUCCGAAUCACGGUGGCAACAAUAUGGAGGUUUAAUCCGGAUGAAUUUUGUUUUCUCUAUCCGUUCGUGGAGCUUCAACCCUGAAUAUGAAUGAGUCGUUCGUGAGUCGGUAGCAACAUAGGAUCUGAUUGUCGAAUUCGCAGCUCGAACAUUACGUAGGAGCUAUGGAUCGGAUGAGACCUGUAUAUACUCGGCAGAAAAGUAACACUGGCACCCCACUGGCUCCAGAGUCGCCAUUGGUGUCAUCGAUUCCCCACCAUGCGCGAACAGGUUCAACUGGCUUGGCAAAUUCCAAGAGAGGACAGAACAAUGCAGCGAAAGCUGCAGCACAAAGGCUUGCAAAAGUGAUGGCAAGUUCAGCUGAUGAUGAGGAUGAAGAAGAUGAUCUUUCUUUUGAUUAUAGUUUGUCAAGUGGCACAGGGAGCAUUGGACUAGCAGGUGGAAGAUCAGUCAGAUCCCGCUCUCCUAUGCCAUCUGUUCGUACCAUUCAAGAACAACCUACUUCUAGACAUGCGGGAUCGGGAGGUCGAGCAUCUCAAGCUGUGAACCAUGGAGAGCAGCCAAUGUCGGCUCGUUCAACACUAGGACCUCGAUCAUCUCAAUCUGAUGCUACUGUUGAACAACCACCCAUUUCUCGCACUUCAACAGCUAGAUCCCAGUUCGCCAAUUCCAUAGAGCAAUCUCCAUCUGCUCGUUCGACAUUAAGUAGUCGUCAAAAUUUAGGAGUCAAGACAGUUCCAUUGGUACCUUCUUCUGUACCCAUUUCACUUAAACCAACCUUGCCUGUAACUCCCAAAGAGAGUCAAUUUGAUACUAGAACAUCACUUAGACCAACCUUGUCAGUAACUCCAAAAGAGGAUCAGUUUGAUACUAGAACAUCAGUUAGAUCAACCUUGCCUGUUACUCCAAAAGAGGGCCAGUUUGAUACUAAAAUAUCACUUAGACCAACCUUACCUGUAACUCCAAAAGAGGGUCAGUUCGAUACUAAAACAUCACAUAGACCAACCUUGCCUGUUACUCCAAAAGAGGGUCAGUUUGAUACUAAAAUAUCUCUUAGACCAACCUUGCCAGUAACUCCAACAGAGGGGCACUUUGAUACUAGAAGAGAUAAAAGGUUGUCUUUGGAUAUGGGAAGCAUGAACUUCAGAGAAACUGGCAACCAGCCUUCCAGUUCUGCUUUACAAGAUGAGCUUGAUAUGGUACAGGAGGAAAAUGAAAGUUUACUUGAAAAGCUUCGACUUGCAGAAGAAAGAUGUGAGGAAGCAGAGGCCAGAGCCCGACAGCUUGAGAGUCAGGUUUCUAUGCUUGGAGAAGGUGUGACAUUGGAAGCCCGUCUUUUGAGCAGGAAGGAGGCUGCUUUGCAGCAAAGAGAGGCUGCUUUGAGAGUUGCAUCACAAUCUCAUGGGGCCAAAGGUACUCAUCAUAUUGCUGCACUUAGAACUGAAGCAGAGACUGCAAGGGAUGAGGCAACAUCUGCUUUAGAGCACCUGCACGAAGCUGAGGCUGAGUUGCAGUCACUUCGGAUUAUAACCCAUAGAAUGAUGUUGACUAAAGAAGAAAUGGAAGAGGUUGUUUUGAAGAGGUGUUGGCUUGCUCGAUACUGGGGCUUAUGCAUCCGUUACGGUAUUCAUGCUGAGGUCGCUGGAGCAAGAUCUGAAUACUGGUCAUCUUUUACCUCAAAUCCUGCAGAAGUUGUUCUGGAAGCUGCAAAGAAAGCUAAAGAGGAGAUAGCAAUCAAUGAUUUGGAGGGAAGAGAAAAUCAACAAGACUUGGAUAAAUUUUCCAGUGAAGCAAAUGCCGAGAGCAUGCUUUUAGUGGAGAGAGGUUUACGGGAGCUGGCUGCAUUGAAGGUAGAGGACGCAGUGGCUCUUGCAAUGGCUCGUGAGCGAUGUGCAAAUUUGCUAAAACCAGAUGAAUUGAAGCUGCCAAUAGAAGGACAAUUUGAAGCAUUUGAAUUAAGCCAAGAGGAGAUGGAGGAUGUAUCUUUUAAGCAGGCUUGGCUCACCUAUUUCUGGCGGAGAGCGAAAAAUCAUGAACUUGAACCAGACAUAGCAGAAGAACGUUUAGAGUUCUGGAUCAACCAUAAUAACAAAUCCACUUCUCAUGAUGCUGUCGAUGUUGAGCGUGGCCUCCAAGAGUUGAGGAAGCUAGGUAUUGAAACCCAGCUAUGGGAUAAAUCUCGCAAAGGGCUGGAGCUGAAUCCUAACCGCAAACCUCGUCAAUCUGACUUCUGAAAUUAUUGUGAACUUCCUUCUGAAAUUUAAUAAGAUGGAAGAAGCUCAGAGUGAAUCCCUCCAUUUUUCUCAACCGUUUUGUCAUGAGAAUGUUGGUGUUCUUGUGGAUAAACUAAUACUUCUAAAAUUCCUCAUUUGUUUUAUUUUCAACUUACAGUUACAGGUGGUCUUGGCUGACCUUUAAAAACUUAUGUAAUGUAAUAAUGACACUACCAAAUGAAGGAAGAGUUU